AUAGUAUGAAACAAGAAAGAAAAAAGAAAGAAGUAACCAACUUUUCUGUGUCUCCUUAUUUGGUCUUGUGGCUUUACACGAAAAAAUCUGCUGGUGAUCCUAUUUUGACCUGGAAAAUCAAAUUGGCAGCUGCUAAUUGAGGAAGAAGAGAUGGAGAAUCCGGAACCUAUCACUUAUUUGACGCAGCAGCAGGCUGCUGAGAUUGAUCAGUUGCUAAUGAGCCAAAGCGGUUAUACCAUCGAUCAGCUCGAGGAACUGUCUGGUUUAAGUGUUGCAGCUGCAAUUGCGGAGGUGUACAGGCAAAGCGAAUAUAAGCGAGUACUUGUAAUAUGUGGUCCUGGAAAUAACGGGGAUUAUGGCCUUGUUGCUGCUCGUCAUUUGCAUCAUUUUAGAUAUAAUGUGUGCGUUUUUUAUCCUGAAACGUCUCCCGAACCCCUUUCUGAGGGUCUCGUCGCUCAGCUUGAUUCAUUGUCAGCUCCUUUCCUUCCCCUGGAAAGCCUACGUGAGGAGUUACUGGACUAUGAUAUAUUUGUGGAUGCAAUAUUUGGCUUCUCUUUCCAGGGAAAUCCCAGGCCACCUUUUGAUGGCCUUAUCCGUAGGUUGGCAUCUCUGAGAGAGAACUGUAGCGAGCAUCAGAAAUCUCCCAAAAUCGUUUCUGUGGAUGUUCCUUCUGGUUGGCAUGUAGAAGAUGGAGAUAUAAGUGGUAAAGGCAUCAAACCCGACAUGCUGGUUUCUUUAAUAGCUCCAAAGCUUUGUGUUAAAAGAUUCGAUGGUCCUCACCACUUUUUGGGUGGAAGAUUUGUACCCCCAUCUAUUGUGAGAAAAUAUGAGCUAAAACUUCCACCAUAUCCAGGAACUUCCAUGUGUGUACGUAUAGAAGAACCUAACUGUGUCGACAAGAGCGUGGAGGCUGACCCUUUUGUGCAGUUCCAAAAAUGGUUGGACGUUGCAAGCGAAGCAGGUUUGAAGGAUCCGAAUGCUAUGGCCCUAUCAACUGCCACAAAGGAUGGUAAACCUUCUUUGCGUAUGGUCCAAUUAAAGAAGGUCGACCAAGGAGGAUUUGUCUGGUGCAGUAACUAUAGUAGUCGAAAAGGGAGUGAGUUAUCAGAAAAUCCCCACGCUGCACUUCUUUUCUAUUGGAGUGCCUUAAAUCGGCAGGUACGUGUUGAGGGAUUUGUGCAGAAAGUAACUAACGAGGAGUCUGAGGAGUACUUCCACAGUCGUUCACGAGACAUUCAGAUUACUCCAACUCUUGGCAUUCAGAGCAUUGUGAUUCCUGGAAGAGAAGUUGUCUAUCAACAAUAUAAAGAGAUGGAGGAAAAGUACCCUGAGGGUACUACGAUUCCCAGACCUCAAAACUGGGGAGGAUACAGACUCGUUCCAGAGAGAUUCGAGUUCUGGCAAGGAGAUGAAUCAUCCGUACACCCCAGGCUUCGAUAUUUUGUGCAAGACAUCAAUGGGAAAAGGGUGUGGAGACAUGUCGAGUAGCCUGUUCACUGCUUUACUUUCAGUCGUAGAGACUAAUAUAAAUUGUAAGUUCAGUACUCAUUAGCACUUGUUGCGCAUCCUUGUAAUGUUGAAUACUGAUAGAUAAUAGUGAGAUUUUGAUGAAUAAAACUGGCUUCUAGUUUGACAA
Molecule: messenger RNA, 1636 nt
Organism: Salvia hispanica
Lineage: Eukaryota; Viridiplantae; Streptophyta; Magnoliopsida; Lamiales; Lamiaceae
Product: pyridoxine/pyridoxamine 5'-phosphate oxidase 1, chloroplastic-like
Biological process (GO): pyridoxine biosynthetic process
Molecular function (GO): FMN binding; pyridoxamine phosphate oxidase activity
Source: RefSeq, a predicted model, not a curated record